AUGGAGGUGUAUACCCGACCGACAUUCAAUCAUGGAGACAAUGCAACCAAAACCGAAGUGUACGAAAUAAUUCAAACAGAGUUGUUCGCAAAAUCAGAUGACCGCAACCAUGACAUUGCCACUCUAAGGUUUGAGGACAAAGACGGGUUAUCUCACCCUGAAACACGAUGGAUUCAUUUCGAGAGUAAUCCGAUGAAUUGGGAGGUCUUCCGAAACGAGGCAUUAAGGCUGAAGAACAUAUCCGAGGCGACAAAAGUACUGAUAUAUUCAUUGUUCAAACACCUCAGCCAAAAAGAGAAGAGCUUCAUUCAUGGAAAAUACUUCGAUUCGACGGCAAUGAAUCUUGUUCCGAAAAGCGAUACCACGGUCGAUGAAUCUAGUGGUCAGAGUUCUGUCGCAUUUUUCGCAUUUCCUUAUAUGUCUCUUCAGCCUCUCAAGCCCCCAAGUGAUCUUGUUGAAGCUUGUCACCCAGUGAGAAGUCUUCUUCAAUUUCAAUACUCAUUUGAAUCGACAACCAAUCAGGAUGAAAAACAGAUUGUCCUUGAGACUGGAGAAUCAACUGAUGUAUUGCAUGUACCACAGGCAUGGUUACUCCUGAUAAAUGAUGAUGUCAUUCUCAGCAUGAGCCCCACAAAUUUGAAAGAGCUCCAAGGAGAGCAUCUGACACUCAAGAAGGCCAUUUCCUCGGAAUCAUAUUCUGGGGAUUCUCAAAUCCGGGUGAUCGAUCUUGAAGGAGAGGAGUAUUGCCUACCCAAAACACAAUGUCAAACAUGGUUUGAGUUUAUCAACAUGUUUGCGGGAGUUCUAGGGUCAGAAAAUCCCUUAUCAAGAUCUUUAUACGAUGACUCUUGGAAGGAGGGCUACGACUUGCAAUCCAAUCAUGAGACUAUCUCAGAGCGAAACUGGUCUGAAUUUUUCAAAAAGAAAAAACGUCAAGAUUUUGUCAUUUACAUCCGGCGCAAGCUCAGAGAGCAUGAUCUUGAACCCGAAGCUGAGGUUGUGCAACCGCCAGCAUACUUCCCGCCGACGCAGCUCCAUAGCCAAAUACCUCUCGCACAAGGAAAUAUAGUACAAGGUGAUGGAGUUGUACUCCCUGGAAUGCCGUAUGGAUCACUGGAAAACCAGUUUGUUCACCAGCAGGGCCUCAGACCUUACCCCUUCAACCCACCAGCGCCCCACUUUCCCCAAUCAAUGCCCAUGCCCCCAUAUCCCUUUUCCUAUGAGAUGUCUCCCUACACAAAGUCUCCUUAUGAAAAUGCGUACCCGUAUCCCACAAUUUAUCAUUCCAACACUACCGAUAUACUUCCUGCAAAGGCCGAAAAUUCUUUGACAAGAUUCACUCCAAAUCAAAACAGGUAUCCAUACUGUCACUCUAAUGGGCCCUCUUAUCACCCCUCGGCUCUCGAAAACACAAAAGCCCUCAUGGGCACAUCAAUAUCAAAAGAGAGUGAACUCCUCCUUCUAUCGUCCGAGGGAGCUCCAGGUGCCUUUCUCGUGAGACAUCCGGCCGUUUUUAAAAGAGGAAGAACAGCAGAACGUGGAAUAAAGCGCGAAUAUGAUAAGCGACCAACCCACGAAAAUGCCUGGAGAAAGCAGAAACAGCCGGUUCGAUUGAAAGACCUAAAUGGGUUUGAACUAGUUAUCCCCUGGCGUAUUGGAAGAUACUGGGAAAAAAUGUACUCGGUGAUUGGCGCAAAGAUGAAUGGAACACCUCAAGAUUGGUCUGCCUUCAUUGCUGGGAGAUACAGCCUGAUCGGCCCGAACGGGCCAAUCACUCCCUCUGAAUGGGACGACAAAAUUUUUCCUGGCUGCAAGGUUGAGCUAAAAAGCGAAGUCAAAAUUGGCAAUGCGCUUCGAGAGUCCCAGAUGCUCAAGCUACCGGAAAGUUCUUGGAUGAAGGACAGGUCCUCAUCGCAGAGCGAAGGUUCCGCAAGAACCGUCGUUCCCAGAUCCGCCAAUUCGCAUUCAUCGAGCAGAGUGAAGAGCAAGUCAGUAGAUCAAUUGGAGAAAAUAGCUCCUGAGGUCCAUGUUGAUCAGCAAUCAAUUCACUCGGUUGCUUCGAAUAAUCUCAGUCACGGCCAAAGCGUUCUGAGCUCGGUGCAUCGGGUUACAUCAGAGCAAUCUUCGGACCCUAAAGCUAACCCAGGAAGUCGACUAGUACCCGAAGUGGACGAGACUGAUGAUUUGACAGAAGUGCUUGUAUCAAAUGUGGAAGCUCAGGCGGAUGUAGAAAACAAAGACGAAGUCCCAAAGAAGCUCCGACGGGCUAAUUCUGAUAUGCAGAGCUUCGUCGAGGAUGGCAGUGAUGACGAAGAUUUCCCUUCGGUUGUCUCCAAGAGCUCACAUCUAUCGCUAUCUCCCUCGGCAAGAGUUGAUGUUGAGGUUCAUGAAAGAGAGGCACACACUCCAGAGCUCGAGCUCAAGUCUUCGAUUAGCACCGCCAGUCUUUCGAAAGAAGAAAUCGAUCCCGUCCCAUUACAGUCUACUCAAAACUUGUCCCCCAAGGCAUUGGAUUGCGAUCCGGAGCAAUUUUACCAGCCAGAAUCAAAAGCAGGCUCCCUUGCAUCAAAGAUGUCUGAAAUCCAGAAGAUCCGAGUCGCAACAGAUGUCAACGUUUGGGACUACCUGGUCUCUGACGAUGACGAGAACUUACUAGUAUCCCCCAGGGCUGAGGAUACAUCAGUUAACGCCUUGGACUAUCUGAUCGUUCCUCAAAGGGGAACAAGCGUCGAUGGAGUAAAUCCCUUUGUCUACCAGAACAGCAAUGAUACUUGGACAAUUAAGUCAACGUUGAGUCUGCCGGAUUCAUCAAAAGGGGAGACGACCUCUGAUUCCGCCGACUCUCUAUUGAAUCCCCCACGAUCUUCCUCACUUACAGAAUUGUCAUUUGGAGGGCAUGUGUCCACAUCGACCAAAGAACGAUUACGCAGCAAGUCGUUGCUUGGCAUUACUGAAGAUCCACAGCCAUGUCCUAUAUUUGCCUGGAAGGGAGAGACAGUCGACGAAAGAGUCAUCGACGCAUCAGAUAUACAUGCUCGACCUCAGGUGCCUAAUCAUUACAAAGCCAUUGAUAGCACCAUUCGUGAACUACUGAAAGAUCGAGACACUGAGGCUUUAUGGUCUGUUGUUGCACACGAAGAGGAACAAAUCGCCGUGAAAAAUGUUCCAGACUGCUCCAGGAUGCAAUUGACCGCACAGAUGGAGCGCAUUGACAUCGAAUUGAUCCAACAGGAAUCACAAGAACUCGCAAGGAAGCAAGCGAUCUGGGCAUUGAAGCAGAAAUUAAUUUCCAGUGCAGUUGGAAUCUUGGAUACAUUUGUGCCUGUGUUUUAUCAGGACAUUCAUCAAUAUUGGGUCAUCAAGAAGUUCUACGGUGCUGUUAUGAAGUUCGCAGAUGGAAAAUUCUCCGAAGAUUACCUUGAAAAGGUCGAGCAAGCCUUGUCAUAUUUCCACCAGAAGUUAGAAGAAAUCCAGGCGGGCGUCUCACAGGAACCAGCUGGAAAGACUACUGAGCUUUUCAUCCCGAAAGCAUUGGUUGAUGCUUUCAGCAGAUUGAUCUUUUAUGUCUGUGCCUGUACUCAGCAAAGCGAAAUUCGAUAUGAGCAGUGGAAUUUUCUUGAAAUGAGGGCCUCGAAAAUCGCACAAGACCUUCGAAUUGGUAGAUACCAACUCAUGACCAUGCUGAGCACUGGGGACUACAGUGAAGCCAAGGUGUUCAGACGCGUUGAUGCACAAGCCAUGGUAACAAUGGUGAUCGAGCGCCUCGCGAGAGUACCAAGGAAAAUGAUACCAGUGAAAGCUAAUCCAACUCACGGGUUUGACCUCCUGCAUGUCUACCGAGGGCAAAUCGAACGUCUGGAGUUGCAAGCGCGAAACUCUCCCAAUGUCGCAACAUUUGACCACAUCCAGCAGCUCAGAGAAGAGCUUGGUAUUCUAAAUGCCGUUUUUGAUCAGCAAUUGCAGUUCCUUGAGCAAAUGGGCUCUGUGUGGGAUUUUAAUAAACGAUCAAGGAGCGAAGUUAACCAGCAAAGAAUUAGCCAGAUCCGACGGCAGAUCAGUCGAAUGAAACACGAUCUAGGCGGACUUGAUCGACUGGCUGAGAAAGCAUCCAUACUGGUUAAUAUUUACAUCCGUGGAAACUUUGAUUUAGUUCCAUUUACUAAUUAG
This is a messenger RNA of Penicillium verhagenii, 4167 nucleotides long. Its product is annotated as Mg2+ transporter protein CorA-like/Zinc transport protein ZntB. The record is from RefSeq and is a predicted model, not a curated record. Lineage: Eukaryota; Fungi; Ascomycota; Eurotiomycetes; Eurotiales; Aspergillaceae. The coding region runs from base 1 to 4167 and encodes 1388 amino acids. The transcript is spliced from 11 exons.